CCCCUGCCGCUGCCGCCGCCGCUCCGCAGGGCCCCGCGGUUCGUGUCGCAGCCCCGCUACGUGGAGACGCUGCUGGUGGCCGACGCCUCCAUGGUGCGCUUCUACGGGGAGGAUGUGGAGAACCACGUCCUGACCCUGAUGUCCAUGGCAGCUCACAUCUACAAGCACCCCAGCCUGAGGAACUCCAUCAGCCUGGUGGUGGUGAAGGUGCUGGUGCUGGAGGAGGCGGCGGCGGGGCCGGAGGUGUCCGACAACGGGGGCCUCACCCUGCGCAACUUCUGCAGCUGGCAGCAGAAACUCAACCCCCCGAGCGACCGGCACCCGGAGCACUACGACACCGCCAUCCUCCUCACCAGACAGGAUUUCUGUGGACACCAGAGCUGUGACACGCUGGGGGUGGCAGAUAUCGGCACCAUGUGCGACCGCAACAAGAGCUGCUCGGUGAUCGAGGACGAGGGCCUGCAGGCAGCCUACACCCUGGCCCAUGAACUGGGCCACGUGCUCAGCAUGCCCCACGACGACUCCAAGAACUGUGAGAGGCUCUUUGGGCCCCUGGGCCAGCACCACGUGAUGGCUCCUCUCUUCAUCCAGCUGAACAAGACCCAGCCCUGGUCUCCCUGCAGUGCCAUGUACCUCACUGAGUUCCUGGACGGGGGGCACGGUGACUGCCUGCUGGAUGCCCCAGCCCAGCCCGUGCCCCUGCCUGCCGAGCUGCCUGGCCAGAGAGCCCUGUACAGCCUGGACCAGCAGUGCCAGCAGAUCUUCGGCAAGGACUUCCAGCACUGCCCCAACACCACAGAGGAGGACAUUUGUGCCCAGCUGUGGUGCAGGACGGGCAGUGGGGAGCCCCUGUGCCACACCAAGAACGGCAGCUUGCCGUGGGCUGAUGGCACCCCCUGCGAAGCCGAGGGGCUGUGCUGGGACGGGCGCUGUGUGCAGCAGGACACCCUGAAGCCCCAGGCAGCGCUGGACGGCGGCUGGGGCCCGGGGCCCCAGCACGGCGGCAGCUACUGCCGGGGCCAGAGAGCGCAGUACCGGUCCUGCCACACCCAGGAGUGCCCGCCCGACGGGAAAAGCUUUCGGGAGCAGCAGUGUGAGAAGUACAACAGCUACAACUUCACUGACCUGGAAGGGAAUCACUUGGAGUGGGUUCCAAAGUACGCAGGAGUGUCCCCCCGAGACAGGUGCAAACUCUUCUGCCGAGCCCGAGGGAGGAGUGAAUUCAAAGUCUUUGAGGCCAAAGUGAUCGAUGGGACGCUGUGUGGCCCAGAGACCCUGUCCAUCUGUGUGCACGGGCAGUGCAUCAAGGCUGGCUGUGAUCACGUCGUUGGCUCCUCCAAGAAGCUGGACAAGUGCGGGGUGUGCGGUGGCAAUGGCUCCACGUGCAGGAAAAUAUCCGGCUCGCUCAACAGAUCCAAAUACGGCUACAAUGACAUUGUCACCAUCCCCGCCGGAGCCACCAACAUCGACAUCAAGCAGCGCAGCCACCGAGGGCUCCGGCAUGACGGCAACUACCUGGCCCUGAAAACCCUCGAGGGCAAGUACCUGCUGAACGGGGACUUUGCCAUCUCAGCCAUGGAGCAGGACAUCCUCAUUAAGGGCACCAUCCUGAAAUACAGCGGCUCCAUGACCACUCUGGAGAGGCUGCAGAGCUUCCGACAGCUCCCGGAGCCCCUGACCGUCCAGCUGCUGACCAUUGCCAGCGAGGUCUUCCCACCCAAAGUCAAGUACACCUUCUUCAUCCCCAAGGACGUCCCUUUCAGCAAGCAGAAGGGCAAAGAGAAGAAGUCGGUCAACGUCAUCCGGCCGAUGCUGACGUCCCAGUGGGUGCUGGGCGACUGGUCCGAGUGCUCCAAGACGUGCGGCUCCGGCUGGCAGCGGCGCACGGUGGAUUGCCGGGAUGUGGAGGGUCAAACCUCCUCUGCCUGCAACAGGUCCCUCAAGCCUGAGGACAUCAGGCCCUGCGGAGACACGCCCUGCCCUCUCUGGCGCCUGGGCCCCUGGUCGCCCUGCUCGCAGACGUGCGGCGCGGGCGUGCGGACGCGCGGCGCCUCCUGCAUCGAUUACACCGGCAAGGAGAUGCAGAUGCAGGAGCAGAGCAUCCUGCUGUACACAGACACCACGGGCUGGGGCGGGGGGCAGGAGAACGUGAGCACUGCAGCAUCGAGGUGCUCGGGGGAUACACGGAUGGAGCAUCCCUGUGCCCGGGGGAUGCAGGGCCGGGGCAUCCCGGUCCAACGUGCUCCUCGUGCUCGGGGGGGUGGGAUGUGCAGCCGGGGACAUACAUUUCCAAGUUCCCGCUGGCUGCAUGUCCCGGAGCCCCGCCCCGGAUGGGGAAAGGGGGGCACUGGGACCCUGUUCUCUGCCCGUUCCCGGGACCCCGUUCAGCCCCCGCUGGGCGGCUCUCAGAGCCCGUCACCCAUUGGGGGGCACUCGGGGCCCGUUUGUCCCCUGCUGGGGGACACUAGAGCCCCGUCACCCUCCGUUGGGGCGCAGCAGAACCCCGCAGGAGCCCGUUCCCCCGCGCUGGGGCGCAGCAGGACCCCGGUUCACCAGGACCCCGUUUCCUCUCCGGGGUUCACAGACCCCGUUUCUCACUCCGGGAUUCACUAG
Molecule: messenger RNA, 2613 nt
Organism: Ficedula albicollis (Collared flycatcher)
Lineage: Eukaryota; Metazoa; Chordata; Aves; Passeriformes; Muscicapidae
Gene: ADAMTS8
Product: ADAM metallopeptidase with thrombospondin type 1 motif 8
Exons: 12
Biological process (GO): proteolysis; extracellular matrix organization
Molecular function (GO): metalloendopeptidase activity; zinc ion binding
Source: RefSeq, a predicted model, not a curated record